AUGUCCGAUAAGAUUGAGGUGUUACUCUAUGGACUAGGAGCCAUUGGCUCCUUCUAUGCCUUCAUCUUAAGCCGCUCCAACCGGGUCCGACUAACUGUCGUCGCACGUUCAAAUUACGAUGCGGUCAGCACAAAUGGAAUUUCCAUACACAGCGAGAAUCACGGCCAGCAUACCUUCCACCCACAUCGCGUGAUCCGAUCUAUCACCGAAAUCCCUCCAGUGGAUUAUAUCGUGUGUGCCCACAAGGCUCUGGACCAGGAGGAGGUUGCGACACACUUACGGCCAGUCGUGCGAAAGGACACCACCAUCGUCAUCAUUCAAAAUGGAGUGGGCAAUGAAGAACCUUUCCGAAAGGAAUUUCCCGGAAACACCAUCUUGACUUGUGUGACUUGGGUUGGGGCAACGCAGACCAGCCCUGGCGUGGUGAGGCACACCAAGUCCGAGGACAUGCAGAUCGGUCUGUUCCACAACUCAAUAAUUGCCGGAGACGUCGAACAGCAGAGACUCGAUACAUUUGUUGAUCUACUCCACAAUGGCAGAACGCGAUUCCAAGUUCUCGACAAUAUGCAAAUCCAGAGAUGGGAAAAGGUUGUCUGGAAUGUGGCUUGGAACUCUUUGACUGCCAUCACCAUGGUGGAUACACAGACUUGGCUGCAUUCAUCUGAAGAUGCAACACCAUUUACUCGACAGCUGAUGCAGGAGGUCAUCCAUAUUGCGCGUGGUUGCGGUGUACCUCUGCAGGACGAGUUGAUUGGACAACUGAUGGACAAAAUCAACUCCAUGCCCGGCAUCGGAAGCAGUAUGCAAACCGAUUGUAAGAAUGGGCGACCGAUGGAAAUCGAUGUGAUUUUGGGGUAUCCUGCUCGCAAAGCCCGCGAUCUUGGGAUCCAGGCCCCAUUCCUGCAAACUCUCUACCUGAUUUUGCGGGCAAUUGAUGGCCGACUAAGAGCUGCCCUCUAA
Penicillium brevicompactum is the source of this 960-nucleotide messenger RNA. Its product is annotated as ketopantoate reductase family protein. Gene Ontology annotation, biological process: pantothenate biosynthetic process. The transcript is spliced from 5 exons. Gene Ontology annotation, molecular function: 2-dehydropantoate 2-reductase activity. Gene Ontology annotation, cellular component: cytoplasm. The record is from RefSeq and is a predicted model, not a curated record. NCBI's taxonomy places the organism in Eukaryota, Fungi, Ascomycota, Eurotiomycetes, Eurotiales, Aspergillaceae. Bases 1 to 960 code for a protein of 319 amino acids.